AUCGCUGUGGCAAGUCAGUGCGGAGAGAGCCCCCUCAUUCUGCUCUACUUCAUUCUACCCUGUCAGCCUGCAUCCACCGCUCUGUCGCGAGCCGCAUCGCUGCUUUCGUUCUGUCUUUCCGUCUCUGUGUCCUUCCUCGCGAAGGAUGAGGCGGUUGAAAAACUGAUAUCAAUCGACCACCGCUCUGUACUCCAUCCCCAAGAGCCUCCGGUUGGGGGUAUUUUAAAGCAAAGAAAUACACAUAUUUACUAUUUUUAACCCCUGUUUUGGAAAUAAAUGUGUAAAUGGCUGGAGCACAGCCCGGAGUUCACGCGCUGCAGCUCGAACCCGUCUCCGUUCCGGAGAGUCUGAAGAAAGGCAGCAGGUUCAUGAGAUGGGAUGAUGAUUCCUCGGCAGUGACCCCUGUGACCUUACGCGUUGAUCCACAGGGAUACUUCCUUUAUUGGACGGAUCAGAACAAGGAAACUGAGUUUUUGGACAUCACCUACAUUAAGGAUGCAAGGGCUGGGAAGUCCACCAAAACACCAAAGGAAGCCAAGCUGCGUGAGCUGCUGGACGUGGGGAAUAUGGUUGGGAGGAUAGAGAACCGGUUGCUGACUGUGGUGAGCGGCCCAGACAUGGUCAACAUCACCUACUUGAAUUUCAUGGCCUUCCAGGAGGAAGUGGCAAAGGAGUGGGCGGAGUCUCUGUUCAGUCUGGCCUCUAACCUGCUGGCGCAUAACAUGUCCAGAGAGUCUAGCCUGGAGAAAGCGUACACAAGACUUACACUGCAGCUCAACCCUGAGGGAAGGAUUCCUGUCAAGAACAUCUUGAGGAUGUUCUCGGCUGACAGAAAGCGCGUGGAGACAGCUCUGGAGAGCUGCAGCCUCCCAUCUGGACGGAAUGACUCUGUCCCUUUGGAGAACUUCAGCCCAGAAGUGUACAAAGUCUUCCUCAGCAACAUCUGCCCUCGACCAGAAAUCGACCAGAUCUUCGCAGAGAAUGGUGCCAGUAAGGGGCGUUACCUCAGUGUGGAGCAGAUGACAGACUUCGUCAACAACAAGCAGCGAGACCCGCGACUGAAUGAGAUCCUGUACCCGCCACUGAAGCCAGACCAGACCCAACUGCUCAUUGAUAAAUAUGAGCCAGACAGCGGCGUGGCACAGAGAGGACAAAUUUCUGUGGAGGGGUUUUCCCAGUAUCUGAUUGGUGAGGAGAACGUGGUUAUCCCUCCUGAGAAACUGGAUCAGAGUGAAGACAUGACCUUUCCCCUCUCCCACUACUUCAUCAACUCCUCCCACAACACCUACCUCACAGCGGGACAGCUGGCAGGGAACUCAUCAGUGGAGAUGUACCGGCAGGUUCUGCUGUCGGGCUGUCGCUGCGUGGAGCUGGACUGCUGGAAGGGCCGAACUGCUGAGGAGGAGCCCGUCAUCACGCACGGCUUCACCAUGACCUCUGAGAUCUCCUUCAAGGAAGUCAUUGAGGCCAUUGCUGAAUGCGCUUUCAAAACGUCACCCUUCCCCGUAAUUCUGUCCUUCGAGAACCACGUGGACUCUCCGAAGCAACAAGCCAAGAUGGCCGAAUACUGCAGAUCAAUAUUCGGUGAUGCGCUGUUGAUUGAACCUCUGGAAAAAUACCCUCUGGAAUCGGGUGUGCCCUUGCCCAGCCCCCUGGAGCUGAUGGGUAAGAUCCUCAUUAAAAACAAGAAGAAAUCCGCCAAGCCCUCCGAUGACAGCGCUAAGAAGAAGCUGGCGGAGCAUACCUCCAGCACCGCCAGCGAUCCCUCCGCUCCCUUUGAGCCCUCGUCACCUGGUGCAGGUGAAGUGGAAGCAGAGAGUGAUGAAGAUGAUGAGGAAGACGACGACUGCAAGAAGACCUCGGAUGAGGGGUCAUCCGAGCGCGAAGCUUGUGCCACGGAGGAGAUGUCCACCCUGGUCAAUUACGUUCAACCAGUCAAGUUCCACACCUUUGAGGCCUCCAAAAAAAUAAACCGCAGCUAUCAGAUGUCGUCCUACGUGGAGACCAAGGCUCUGGAGCUGCUCACGAAGUCGCCCGUGGAGUUUGUGGAGUACAACAAGCUCCAGCUCAGUCGAAUCUAUCCCAAAGGCACCAGGGUGGACUCCUCCAACUACAUGCCCCAGGUCUUCUGGAACGCUGGUUGCCAGCUGGUGGCUCUGAACUUCCAAACUAUCGACCUGUCUAUGCAGUUAAACCUGGGCAUGUAUGAGUACAACGGAAAAAGCGGAUACCGGCUCAAGCCCGAGUUCAUGCGCCGGCCAGACAAGAACUUUGACCCCUUCACCGAGAGCACAGUGGAUGGGAUUGUAGCCAAUACACUGUCAGUGAGGAUCAUAUCUGGGCAGUUUCUGACGGAUAAGAAAGUUGGCACAUAUGUGGAAGUUGACAUGUUUGGGUUGCCGGUGGACACCAGACGAAAGGCUUUCAAAACGAAAACCUCACAGGGAAACGCCAUCAACCCAGUGUGGGAUGAGGAGCCGAUCGUCUUCAAAAAGGUCGUUCUGCCCACUUUGGCCUCUCUGAGAAUGGCUGUAUUUGAGGAAGGGGGGAAGUUCAUAGGACAUCGAAUCAUCCCAGUGUCUGCCAUUCGUCCAGGAUAUCAUUACAUUGGCCUCCGGAAUGAAAAGAACCAGUCACUCACACUACCAGCUCUAUUUGUUUAUAUUGAAGUGAAGGACUACGUGCCAGACACCUUUGCAGAUGUGAUCGAGGCCCUGUCCAACCCAAUCAGAUAUGUCAACCUGAUGGAGCAGAGAGCUAAUCAGCUGGCAGCGCUGACUCUGGAAGAAGGAGAAGAAGUCAUCAGCAAAGAUGUGGAGACUGGGGCAGACCUACCAUCUGAACCCACAAAUGACCCCAAACCUGCCCCUUCAGAGAACGGGGUGAGCCACGUCCCCUGCAUCACCCCCAAACCGCAGUCUCAGGUGACUCACCAGCCCCAGCCAACAGGAUCAGUGAAGCCAGCUGUCAAAACAGAAGAUAUCGUGCAGAGCGUUCUCACAGAGGUGGAGGCUCUGUCGAUCGAGGAGCUGAAGAGGCAGAAGGCGUUCGUGAGGGAGCAGAGGAGGCAGUACAAAGAAAUGAAGGAGCUGACUAAAAAGCAGCACAAGCGAACCACGGACAUGAUCAAAGAACACACUGCCAGGUACAAUGACUUCAACAACGACUACCAGCGCAGGAGAUCCACGCUGCAGAAGACUGCCAAAAGAGACGGUAAGAAAAGGAGCGGGUCGUCCAACGUGGAGUCGGGCCCCUCCCCCAGCGAGCAGGAGCUGGCCGCCCUGGACCAGGAGAGCGGGGAGAAGCUGGCCGAGCUGAAGGGGCAGCAGCAGCAGCAGCUCCUGGACCUGCGGCAGGAGCAGUACCACAGCGAGAAGCACCAGAAACGGGAGCACAUCAAACAGCUCAUGGAGAAGCUUACUGUGGUGGCCGAAGAGAGCCAAAAUAACCAGCUGAAGAAAUUAAAGGACAUUUGUGAAAAGGAGAAAAAAGAACUGAAAAAGAAAAUGGACAAGAAAAGACAGGAGAUGAUGACCGAGGCCAAAUCAAAGGAGAAACAUCUGAGUGAGGAAGAGAAGCUGGAGAUCAACAGAUCGUAUGUCAAUGAAGUUGUGCAGUGCAUCAAACGGUUAGAGGAGGCUCAGGCCAAGAGAGAAGAGAGGCUUCUGGAAAAACACAAAGAUGUUCUUCAGCAAAUCGUUGAGGAAAAGCCAAAGCUGCAGACGGAGCUGGACCAGGAAUAUCAGGACAAGCUGGGUCGGUUGCCAGUGGAGAUCCAAGAGUUUGUGCAGGAGGCCACUAGGGGGAAGGCAAGCGAGGAUGAGGAGCCCAGCGGCCCCUCUCUGUGUGAGACACUCCAAAAGCCCAACCACAGGGCCAGCCAAUUGGAGAACGAUAUUGAAAAGCCCAACCACAAGGUCAACCAAUCAGAGAGUGACACAGCAGAAGACACCAUAGAGAAAGCGGCAGACCCGCCGCACUAGACCACCCUGCUGCACCUUGGGCUUGUUUCUGUUUAUUUAACCGAUAUUGUUUUAUUAACGUUUUACAGUUUGUUUUUCUUAUUAAUUUAGGCUACUUGCAGUUUUUCUGGAGCAGGGGUCUUUUACUUAUUAAACUGAGAUCACAGGAAACUACUUGAAUUAUCUGACAGAGAGGAACUGUUUACUUUUUACAUUUCCAUAAUGAUUGAGUAGUAACCAGUGUGGCCCAGUUCAUACUAUUGUUCUUUUUACUAUAUUGGGUCAUAGUGACAUUGUUUGGGUUUAUGUGCAAUACAUGCUAAAACAUUACUUAUGAUAUACUUAAAAUACUUUUGAUAUUGUCAUUGUUCUUUAUUUAGAUAAAUGGAUCUGCUUCUACCACAGCCUUGCUUGAUAAGUUGGUGAUCAUGGACAGCAGGCUAGGUGUGACAGUCUUGGUGAAGCCAGGUUUUUUGCUUAUGUGUGUGUGUGCACAUACAUACAUGUGUGUGUCUGCGUGUGUGCGUAUGUGUGCAUGCCUGUUUCCCCAAGUGAAAAGCUAAGUGAAUUAAUCUUCCAGUGGAGCACUGCAGAUUCACGCCAGCCCCUCCUGUAACACAUUGCUCAUAUGACACUGUAUAUUUGCACUGAACCCACAAGGAUGCCCACUUUGGUCUGCAAGCCCUGCUCUUUGACAUCUUACAUCUUUUAAAAGUAUAUAUUUAUAUGUGUGCUGCUGCUUCUGAUGCUCACUCUGACUUUCUCUGCGUGGUACUCAAAAUCUUAAUUUGCAUUUUCCAGUUUUAAAAAAUACACGGUUUACUCUAUAUGAUCCUAACAGUUAGAAAUCCUUGGUGUUGGGUCUUCUCCAGAUUUAGUGGUUUCUGACAGUGUGAGAUGUGCAUGGGUAAGUACUGUGUGCGUUAGCGUGUGGACACGUGUACAGGUGAACUGUGGAGUCGUAUCUGUGAUGCUGUUGUGUGGAAUGAAGUAGCUUUUGCUUUUAAACGGAACAUAGUUCAUAUACAGCUGAAUUAAUUAACUGAAAUCAUGCAACUGCUGUAUGUUUGUCUUCAGCAAGCUGCAUUGCAGUAAAACAACUUUGUACAUAUAUAUAAAUAAUAACAUUUCUUGAAAUGGUAACAGUGACGGUAAACCUAAAAUGUACAGUCAUAUUUUGCUCCUCUUUUCUCUUUAUACACUUGAAAACUGUAAUGUUUUAUUUAUUUAUUUAUUUAUUUAUUUAUUUAUUUAUUUAUUUAUUUAUUUAUUCUUUGUUAUUUGUUUUGAGAAAUUAAAUGUUAUGACUUGGCUGUCAGUUGCCAGUGGCACACUCUUGGAACUUCAAAUUAGUGACAAAAAAUGUUUUUGGACUGUUAAUGGUGGAGUGUAUUUACUUCAGGUAAUCCUCACAUAAUAAUUGGAAACAGCCCUGAAGCAAAAUAUUCCUCUCCGAUAGUUUCAAUGGGAAGCAAACUCAUUCACUGAAAGCGAAGCACCCACAUGCACAUGUUGGUAACUAUAGUGAUCUGAGAGCAGCUUCAAUUAGAUUAACAGUAGUACCACGAAAAUGCAUUAUAUGGAAUUAAAGUCAAUGACAGCCUUUCCUUUUUAAAUGCGAUGAUGUCAUUAACCCUUACAGUCACGCCAUAGUCUUACCAACUUUUUUCCCUCUCAUCUGACAACAGAUACUUACUGUCUAAUGUUCUGUUGUAGGAUUUUGUUUGAUACCAGGGAAUGCUGUCAAACAAAAGGCAAAUGCACUGACUCAUGUAGAAUACUGGAUUGUUCAGAAGAUAACUCAUAACAGAAUGAUGAGAACAGGCCAUUCAACCCAACAAUGCUUGCCAUUUUCCUGCCACUAAAGUGUACGUAGUGCUUGGUUUACCUGCAAUCUAGGUAGUAUCUAACACUGCAUCAAGCCUGGUCUUGUAAACCCUCUGAGUUACUGCCUCUACUACAUGAUACUUCCUAACAUUUGAGUGUAAAUUACCUUUUGCUAAUUUCCUUUUAUGCCCCUCUACUAACAGAACUCAUCCUGAAGAAUCUCUUGCAGUUAAUAUAGUUAAUCCCUUUGAUGGGGUCUAUUGAACAGACUUAAUGAUAGUGAAGUUACAAAACAGAAAAUAGUUUGUUUACAACUGGAACAAAGCGAGACUUGCACACUUGGUAUGUUGUUCCAAAAAAUGCAGCACAGUUAACUUUUCAGCUAGCAGGCCUUCAUCAAAACAGUCAAUGUCACUGAUUCUGAAGGCUUGCUAGCCAAAACAUUAGCUGUGCUGCCUUAAAGCUUUAUUAUUUUUUGGAACACUAUACUAAGUGUAUGAGUCUUCGUUUGAGUUUUAACACUCUUUUGACUACACCUUAGCUAUCGGGCUAGUGUGUGUGCAUUUCUUCAGACACUACAACAGUCCAUUUACAACCAAUAUAAAUGACAUGUGGUUGUUCACAUAACGUAAUUAUGAGCUGUAUUAUUUGGUUUUGGUAUCUAAUGUGACAAAUCAGUGGUAGUUUUGUCUAACUGACCUUUUUUAGCAUGCAAGGGUCUCAAUUCAUGUGCCCUUUUUUCUUUGACAAAUUUAAAAAAAGGAUUAAAUGUACAAUACUGAUUUUCAAUAAAAUAUCUAAAAGUAAUAAGUAACAAGUACUACCAGUAACAAGAUGAUAUGUAAAAUAAACAUUCACUUUCAAUAAAUUCUGCAGCAGAGUAUUAAUUCACUAUAAACUAUUUAGAGGGUUUUUUAAUAUCAAUUUUAAAGAAAACUGCAGAAUAGCUGACUUGAUUUUUUUGUUGUUGUUUUGAUUUUGUUUUAUUUUUUUCCUUAAGGCAUUAAAAAAUUAUUUGAAAAUUACUUGAAUGAGGUUAAACUAAUUUUGUGAAAAUCAGUUAUUUAAAUGUUCUUAUUGAUGUGACAGUUCUGUGCCUUUAAGAUUUUGCCAUGUUAGAUGUCGAAUGUAAAAUAAAUGCAUUUUUGAGUGAACUGUCAAUGUUUGGAGCCAUCAGUUUUAAUGGACUGUGCAUUUUUUAUGUUUACACUAAACUGAGGUCUGCUUGGGAUUUACCUUUAGCUAAGUUUUAUUUAUCAAAUGCCAUUUUUAUUUAUUCUUUUGGAUAAGUGUUUUUUAAACGUUUAUUUAUAAAUACAGUAUACUAGGUUGGUUAUGUACAUGUUUAUUUCAAGUUGUCAUUGUAUACUUCUGUUGUUUUUUUACACUUCAGAUUACAGCAUUAAAGUUUUAGUGGCCCCUGUAUUGUGAUUGGGUCUUGAAAUUAAUAUGGAUCUUGUAAAAUACAUUUAAAUGUAAGUGGAUAUUGUGAGACUGUGAUUGGUCUUAACUGCUUAUGAUGUAAUAGCUCUCUAAAUAAGUGAUUUGACCUUAAGAAAAAAAAAAUACAUUAACAUAAAUUUUGUAAAAGGAAUAAAAAGUAUUCUAUGCAAUUUUGUGGCAUGAUAACUUCCAUGUUUGAUUUAAUGUGCUUUCAUCAUUAUUCCAAAGGAAAUAAUAAAAUAAAAAUAAAACAUCA
Messenger RNA from Anguilla anguilla (European eel), 7488 nucleotides. RefSeq names its product 1-phosphatidylinositol 4,5-bisphosphate phosphodiesterase beta-1. The record is from RefSeq and is a predicted model, not a curated record. Lineage: Eukaryota; Metazoa; Chordata; Actinopteri; Anguilliformes; Anguillidae. The transcript has 32 exons. Bases 285 to 3983 code for a protein of 1232 amino acids. Gene Ontology annotation, cellular component: cytoplasm; nuclear speck. Gene Ontology annotation, molecular function: calmodulin binding; calcium ion binding; phosphatidylinositol-4,5-bisphosphate phospholipase C activity. Gene Ontology annotation, biological process: memory; phosphatidylinositol-mediated signaling; lipid catabolic process.